Messenger RNA from Oncorhynchus gorbuscha (pink salmon), 534 nucleotides. Its product is annotated as CSC1-like protein 2. Lineage: Eukaryota; Metazoa; Chordata; Actinopteri; Salmoniformes; Salmonidae. The annotation marks the transcript as partial. The record is from RefSeq and is a predicted model, not a curated record. The transcript has 5 exons.
GCCUGUCUUCUUGGUUGGCUUGGGAAAAGCCACUGCGUAUCAAAUAGCAGGUGGUAAAGAUGCUGCAGUGAGUUCGGAGCUGAAUCUUAACUGAAGCCUCAGCAUGUCUAUACUGCUGAUGGUGGGUGUGGUGAUGUGGGGGGCCCAAGGGGGGGUCCAUGGGGCCAUGUGUCCCGGAGGGGUCCUUGGUAACUGCCCCACCCAGCAGAGCAACACCUCUGGUGGGGGUGAGACCUCCAGGGACUACUGCUACACCGCCCGUAUCCGAUCCACCGUGCUCCAGGGCCUGCCCUUCGGAGGGGUGCCCACUGUGCUCGCACUCGACUUCAUGUGCUUCCUGGUACUCCUGUUUGUGUUCUCCAUCUUGAGGAAGGUGGCGUGGGACUACGGCCGCUUGGCGCUGGUCACUGAUGCAGACAGACGGAGUCAGCGAUACAGCCGUCUGGACGAACAGGAAUACAUGCCUUUCCUGUCCUCCUGUGUGAGCGCAGCCCUUGAGGCGCCCAGCAGGCAGGAUGUUUACAGGGUGGAGAG